Molecule: messenger RNA, 654 nt
Organism: Microplitis demolitor
Lineage: Eukaryota; Metazoa; Arthropoda; Insecta; Hymenoptera; Braconidae
Product: jerky protein homolog-like
Exons: 1
Coding region: 1-654 (217 amino acids)
Source: RefSeq, a predicted model, not a curated record
AUGAAGCGCCAUUACAGAAGGCAACUGCUGAGAAAACUGCUGAUCGAAGGUGCUGGAGAUGAAGAAUUGGUUUUGGCAAAUCAUAUCAAAAUAAAUUUAAAGGACUGCUGUUACAUGGUAGUGGAAACUUGGAGUUUGGUUACGGCAGUGACGCUAAGACGUGCGUGGAAUAAACUGAAAGGCCUACCGUCUGAGAAGAACAAAAAAAAAGAAUCUGAAGAAAAUGAGAAACAAGAAUAUGGAGAGGAUGAUGAUGAUGAAGAUGCGUUGUCACUAGAGGAAAUAAGAAAAAUGAUUGUAAAAAUUCCUGGUUGUACAGAAGUAAGUGCUGAAGAUGUAGGAGAGUGGAUGGCUUGUGACACGUCUGACCCUGGUUUUCAAAUUUUCAAUGACGAUGAAAUUGUUGUAAGUGUGAGAGAAGAUGUUGAAGUGGAAGUGGAAGAAGAACUUUCUGCUGAUGUUGAAGUAGACGCUGGACCAUCAGCUAGUGAAGCAUUUGCCGGCCUCGAGACUGCUUUGAAGUGGAUGGAGCGUCAGCCCGAGUGUGAUCCCUUGCAACUGCUCACCGUCAAGCGAAUGCGUGACCUGGCUGCCCGAAAACGGUUGAAGACCGCAAAACAGCUUACAUUGACGGAGAUGUUUAAAAAACAAUGA